GGCACCGCUGCCAAAGGGGAAGUGAGCUGGGGUUGGAGCGAUGGCCCGGGUCUGGACCCCGCGGCCGCCGCCUCCGCCGCCGCCGCCUCCGCCGCCGCCACCAGCGAGUCAGGAGCAGCUGCGUCCGGAGCCGAAGCGGGGACCGGAGUCGCGGCUGCAGUGGAGGCGGCGCGUUUGAGUUGCCGAAAGUCGCCGGUGCCGGAAUACCUCAAACUCGGCGGGAGCGCUUCAGGUGGGCUGAGCCGCUGACGCCCCUCUUCACCUGCCCCCAGGCCCAGACACCAGGGCUGGGGUCUCCUCAGGCGCGGGACUGGUUCCUGUGAGGCUGAGCCCUGCAAACAAGAGCUCUGGGUCUUCCUCGGCCUCCGGCUCCUUUCAAGCUCAGGACGGAGGCCGGAGAUCGGUGAUCUCUCAGCCCCGAGCGUUUCCUGUGUCCGGGUUGCAGUGGCUGGGAGCCCCCUCCUGCUGCCAGCCAGGAAGGGACCAGUGCGACCCCACUGUCUUGCUCUGCACCUCCUCCUCUUCUCCCAUUCAAAAGCAAGUUUCUUUUCCCUUUCCGUUGGAAAUCUUGCCCCGGAAGACCAAAACACCCGUCCGUGUGUCCUUCCCCAGCUCCUGAAGCACCCUUAUUAGUAUUAUCUACUGACCAGGGCUGAGAAUCUCUCGUUCUUGACUUUUUAUCCCCCUUGGGAGACAAAGGUUACCUCUCCUAAACACCCUCAACCUAAUUGACACUCCAUGCCCAGGGCUUUAUCCAUUUUGAUCACCAGCUCCCAGGACGUCUUUAUGUGACUUCCCCCAGCCAUCCAUCUGAGUUCCAGUUUCCUCUGGGCUCCAGUCUUUAGUUCCCCAGCGGAUCUGGUCAGUCCCACCCCUGGGUGGGAGUGACCAGAGGGGCUCUGGCCCAGAAUUCCCCACCCUGGAAGGCAGCUCCAAGGCAUCGAGAGAAUUGGGCAUCGGGUACGAACCUGGCAGCUCAGGAGUGGGUGCCCCACUCACCCCACACAAGAAAAUGAAAAAGCGCAAAGAGCUCAAUGCAUUGAUCGGCUUGGCUGGGGACAGCCGGAGAAAGAAGCCCAAGAAAGGCUCAGGCCACCGCCUGCUUCGCACCGAGCCUCCUGACUCAGACUCUGAGUCCAGCUCAGAGGAGGAAGAGGAGUUUGGUGUAGCUGGAAAUCGCUCUCGCUUUGUCAAGGGAGACUAUUUACGAUGCUGCAAGAUCUGUUAUCCCCUCUGUGCUUUUGUCAUCCUCGCCGCCUGUGUCAUGGCCUGCGUUGGCUUGGUGUGGAUGCAAGUUGCUCUGAAGGAGGACCUGGAUGCCCUCAAGGAAAAAUUUAGAACAAUGGAAUCUAAUCAGAAAAGCUCAUUCCAAGAAAUUCCCAAACUUAAUGAAGAACUACUCAGCAAACAGAAACAGCUUGAGAAGAUUGAAUCUGGAGAGCUGGGCUUGAACAAACUCUGGAUAAACAUCACAGAAAUGAAUAAGCAGAUUUCUCUGCUGACUUCUGCGGUAAAUCACCUCAAAGCCAAUGUCAAGUCCGCUGCAGACUUAAUUAGCCUUCCUGCCACUGUAGAGGGACUUCAGAAGAGUGUAGCUUCCAUUGGCAAUACUUUAAACAGCGUCCAUCUUGCUGUGGAAGCAAUGCAGAAGACUGUGGACGAGCACAAGAAAACCAUGGAGCUCCUGCAGAGUGAUAUGAAGGAGCACAUCUUAAAGGACACCAGUGGAAGCAACCAGAUCAUUCCAUCGCCUUCAGCUACAUCUGAACCUGACAAUAAAACCCACAGUGAGAAUCUGAAACAGUUGGAUGAUAGAGCUGCCACUCUGAAGAGAGAGUCUUUGUAUCAAGUGACCAACAGAACAGAGUCAGUAAAAUCCCAAAGCAUCAAGAAAGAAGCUAGUUCAGAUUCUCAGGUAUCCAAGCUCCGAGAGAAGCUGCAGCUGAUCAAUGCCCUCACAAACAAACCUGAGAGCAGCAGGCCUCCAGAGACGGCCAAUGAAGAGCAAGUACAGAGUUUCACAUCAGAGCCAUCCACGUCGCCAAAACGCCCCCGGUCUCUUGGAGGCCAGAUUGAGAAAGCUGCCCAACUAAGACCUAUUUCCAUACCGGGAAUUUCUAGCAUCGAAGAUCUUCAGGAUUUAUUCCACAAGAUUGGCCAGGACAUGGAUGGGAAGCUGACCUACCAGGAAAUCUGGAACUCCUUAGGUUCUGCUGUGCCAGAGCGUUUGAGAGCGUUUGAUUUUGAUGGAGAUGGAGGGUACUCGCUCUCGGAGCUGCGAGUAGCUUUAGGUUUCUAGCCUCAUCAGGCUGAUUUUAGAAACGGAUAUACCCAGGACUACCUAAUAGCUAUUCACUAACAGAAACCACCCUUUUACCUACCCAUCAGGCCUCCAGUCCUCCAAACUACUGUAGCAGACACAUUGCCACCUUUUAACUUGUUUGAAAAAGCUAUAUAAAAGUUAUUUUUUUAAAAAAAGAAGACCAUCUUGCUGAUACUCAAGAAAUCUAUGAUUUCCUAAAACCAGUAAGAUCUUAAUUUUAAAAUUUCCAGACAAAAAAAAAGUCAAGCCCUCUUUUUUUUCCUCUUUCAUUUUUUUUUUUUUUUGAGGGGAGAAGACUUUAUCUUUUAAAACUGGAAAAUGUGUACAGAGAGAAUAAGCCGCCUUUUGUAUUUCACAUAAAUUUGCCUUAAAUUAGCUGCACUUUAUACAGACUCAGAAAAUGUCUUUCUUUUGACAGAUGGACCUUUUCUGUUUGUAAAUAUUUAAAAUAGAAGAAAGAGUCAUGCAUAUUUUGUGUGAAGUAGGAAGAAUGGUUUGAAACAGGAUGUGAACAAAUGAUUCAUUUUUAAAAAUCUCUGAUUUGUUCUGGUAGCAGCUGAAGCUAUGUCCCCAUCUCCUUAGAUGACACUGCUGCCAUGGGGGGUGGCCUGGUGCUGGGGGAAUAGAUUUAGGGAGUGGACACUGAGGGGACAGUGCUGCCUCCAGGCUCAGGAAAGUCAGAUUCUGGCUCUUUGUUCUGUCCUCCCAGCUAAUCCCAGCCUGUGAACCAGAGAAGUCUUGUUGGGGAUUUUCUCAUUUUUAAUCCUGUUUCAAGGCUUAUGAGCAUAAAAAGUUAUCCAGUGGGAGCUACAUUUUCCCCCAGAGUGAACUAGCUUAUCUUCCCCCACCCGCUCACCCAAAUCUACCUUUAAGCUAUAACUGACGUUCGCCUCUGAUACCAUCUCCGUUCUGAAAGGCAGGGCUGAAGUCCCUUGGCCACUAUCUCAGCUUGGCUACCCAGGAGCUGUAGAGGAAAGCUGUGCCUCUAAUUCGGAUCCAAGAAACUUGUUGAGAUUUUACCUGGGCUAAGGCCAAAAAGGUGGUGAAAUGAAACAUGUGAAAUCAUACAUCCUCUUAGAAUUACAGCUCAGAAGUAGCUAGAAGCUGUCUGUCCAGAGAUGCCAAACACGGCAGGCAAGCCUGGCAGCAAGUUUUUUCAAAUUUAAUACAAGCAGAUACAAUACUUCUCCCUUUAAAUACUUCUGUAGGCCUGGUACUAAAGGCCUCUGGGCUGGAAGGAAUUCUUCCUCCGUGUCACAGGUGCGUGUGCUGUGUUGGUCUUAGAAGCAAUCUUUGGGCAACACAAAAGGAAAAACCGCAAAACCUGUUCUAGAGACCAAGUCCGGGAGAAACCAGAGAAGCUUUCAGGGUCUAGAUUCUUUAGUAGAGCUUGUUUCCUUUUUAGCUUUGUCUAAGUUGCCCUUCAGCCGUCAAUGCAGUUGAGCACCCUUAAAUAUAUUUUAGGGGCUGGGUUUUUUCUUUAGAUGAUUUUCAGCUUGGUGUUGGCAAACCUUGAUUUUUUUCCUAGAAAUACUAAAAUUUAGUUAAAGCAGGGUGAAGCUUUUCCCGUGAAUGUGUCUGCUUACCUCAUGGCUCAUGUCAUGUCUCUCUCUCUCUCUCUUUUUCUCUCACAAACAUUUUCUUUGCCUAUCUGAGCUAUUUUACUUUCUUGGAAAGUUUUAAAUAUAGUUUAAAAUUAGCCUGGCACUUUAGGUAACUUGAAGAUAACUUACUCUUCUGGCUGCCUUUCAUGCCCCCCCCCCCUUUAAUAUAUAUAUAUAUACCCUUGCAGAUUUUGUAACAACCAAAUAAAAUUCUAGCAAGAAAUUGAAUUAUACUGCUAUAUUUGUAUAUAUUGUACCAUACAUAGUAUGUCUGUACCUGGAAGGUAUUUUUUUUGAGAACCGAUUUAUACGAAAUAUACUUGAGGGUAAUAUAGCUUGUCCUUUUUAGUUUCAAAUUUUUAUUCCCAGGCAGAUCCUUUGAGGACACCUUAACUCCUUCACUUUUGCAUCAAUUGUGUUUUUUAGUUUAUCCUCCGUUCUGCCCACCUCAAGCUUGUCUGUCUGCCGUCAUCCCUGAACGAGGAGGGUAGCACCAUCCUCUCCCCUGUCAAAUUUGGCAUAAGUGUUCCUGUCGCACUGUGAAUACCCUUGUCACACCGCCUGGGAAAGUGCUGUAUUUCCCAGGCAAAACUAGGACAUCUUGAACUCCUUUGCGCUAAGUUGAGUGUACUCAUUGGCUUAAAAAAAAGCAUGAAUGGAGUUCCCUUGUGGUGUAAUGGGUCAAGGAUCCUGCAUUGUCACUGCAGCAGCUUGGGUCGUUGCUGUGGCACAGUUCAAUCCCUCCCUGGCCUCGGAAUUUCCACAUGCUGCAGGUGCAGCGCCCCCCCCCCCCCCCCAAAGCAUUCCACAAGCCUAUUAUUCAGUAUUAAUUUGGGAUUUUUAUUUGAAAGUGAACUUACCCAGCCUAUGACUUCUAUUAAUCUGUAAUCAAGUCUUACCUCCCACACCUCAGCCCUGAGAGGAAGUCUGGGUAGCAGUGGUGGUGAGUUUGGGUUUGGUUUUGAUUUCGAAUUCUAUGACCUCUUCAGUCUGGCUGCUCCUAAUCCUGCUUUUGUUAAGUUGCCCAAAGCAAAGCUUCUUGGUCCUGCUUUUCUUUUGCCCUUAUCUGAUAGAAUGUUUACCUAGAAAGCCGCCUCCAUAAAUGAGAACGGCAAGAAGGUAUUAUAGGAAGAGAGGACCUGGCUUGGCGAUGACUCUAGUGUCGUGGCCUUAAGGACAGAGACGGGCCUGGCACUAAGGGUUGUGUCUGAUACAGCACAGCUGAGGGACACCCUUCACCUGCUGCUGCCGACUUGCUCCUCCGUUGUCAUUCCCUCACUUUGUGUUGCUGGAUGGAAGCUUCUCCCCCACCCCCACCACCGUCUCGCGGUCACAGUUGAAGAUUUUGACUGUGAUGGGCUCAUACUCAUAAUGGCCUGCUGUUGAUUUGUUUUUAGUGAUGCUUUUGUUUGCUACACACCUCAUUGGCUUGCUUACCAACGCCAGUUAGAUGUGGUCCCCUCUUUCAUAUCCAAACCAGAACACAUUUGGGUAUUCCUGAGAUUUUAUAAAGCGUGUAUUGUUUGUUAUACGAACCUAAACUACCUUGUUUUCUCAUAUUAAGAAAUGUAAAUCUACUUUGCUUUAGUGGAGCUAUUUUGGUAACGUUUAAGCAAUUUUGGUUCUGUUUAGGGAGCGAAUUCAAGGUUUCCACCCCUUGAUUUGGGCUUUGCUAAUUUCCUAUCAGUAAUACAUCCAUUUUAAUUUAUCUAAAUAAAACAUUUCUUUUUUCUCCCA
Messenger RNA from Phacochoerus africanus (Common warthog), 5664 nucleotides. It is a transcript of the gene EFCAB14, whose product is annotated as EF-hand calcium binding domain 14. The record is from RefSeq and is a predicted model, not a curated record. NCBI's taxonomy places the organism in Eukaryota, Metazoa, Chordata, Mammalia, Artiodactyla, Suidae. The coding region runs from base 1013 to 2299 and encodes 428 amino acids. Gene Ontology annotation, molecular function: calcium ion binding. The transcript has 10 exons.